Messenger RNA from Oryza brachyantha (malo sina), 780 nucleotides. RefSeq names its product 16.9 kDa class I heat shock protein 1. The coding region runs from base 90 to 542 and encodes 150 amino acids. Gene Ontology annotation, biological process: response to hydrogen peroxide; protein complex oligomerization; response to heat. Lineage: Eukaryota; Viridiplantae; Streptophyta; Magnoliopsida; Poales; Poaceae. The transcript has a single exon. The record is from RefSeq and is a predicted model, not a curated record.
GCUGAAAUCCACCGAGGAAGGAAGACGCAACAAACCAGACUUGCAUACGUCCCAAGCUCCCAUCACAACUAGCGCAAGACUGAGCAACCAUGUCUCUCGUGAGGCGCAGCAGCGUGUUCGACCCCUUCUCCCUCGACCUCUGGGACCCCAUCGACAGCGUGUUCCGCUCCGUCGUCCCGGCCACCUCCGACAACGACACCGCCCCCUUCGCCAACGCACGCAUCGACUGGAAGGAGACGCCGGAGUCGCACGUCUUCCAGGCCGACCUCCCCGGCGUCAAGAAGGAGGAGGUGAAGGUGGAGGUCGAGGAGGGCAACGUGCUGGUGAUCAGCGGGCAGCGCAGCAAGGAGAAGGAGGACAAGAACGACAAGUGGCACCGCGUGGAGCGCAGCAGCGGGCAGUUCAUGCGGCGGUUCCGGCUACCGGAGAACGCCAAGGUGGACCAGGUGAAGGCCGGCCUGGAGAAUGGCGUGCUCACCGUCACCGUGCCCAAGGCCGAGGUGAAGAAACCCGAGGUGAAGGCCAUCGAGAUCUCCGGCUAAGCGCCGGCGGAUGAGGUCGAGGGAUCACGGUGGUCGGUGUUGGAAGUCGUGUUUGGUCAGUAGUUCAGUGAUGUGCUUGGGAGGUCUUGCGUGCAUGUAUGGUCAGAUGCUCGUGUGUCGUGGUCGCGUGAGUCUGUCGAUUGCAUGUAUUCCUCUGUGGGUACUUGUGUAAUCGCCUUCUUGGAAUAUAAAUAAAGAGCUUUUCAGGUUGCAAACAGCUUGUAAACAUUUUGAAUUU